Messenger RNA from Gamsiella multidivaricata, 441 nucleotides. RefSeq lists its product as uncharacterized. The annotation marks the transcript as partial. The record is from RefSeq and is a predicted model, not a curated record. The transcript has a single exon. Lineage: Eukaryota; Fungi; Mortierellomycota; Mortierellomycetes; Mortierellales; Mortierellaceae.
UUUUGGGACGAGGGCUCCACGUUUCUAUUGGACAUGAUGACCUUCCAUAUGUGGUCUGAUCCAACGACUGAAGUAAAAAAAAAAAGAGAGAGCUCCGGGGGACAGCUUUGGGUGUUGGCUAAUGGGGUUGAGCCUCUCUUUUUCCACGUUUCUGUGGUUUUUUCUUUGCGCAUUGUCUCCCUUUAGAGCUGUUUCCUUGGCUGAUGGGAUCUUUGUGUUGCUGUUUGCCUUCUUUUAUACACAUGAUGAUCGGCUCUGGCAUAUAGCCUCCUUCGAGACACUAUUGAGUACAGGCUAUCUGACCAGCACUUGGGGGCCAGCCAAGACGCGUUUUGUCUAUACUUAUGGAGCUGCUUUCCUUCCUUGACAUGAUGAACAGCUCUAUUUUUCAAGGCAUCUCUAGAUCGCCAAUGAAUACAAAGACUGUCUGAUAUUCGGAGG